This is a messenger RNA of Miscanthus lutarioriparius, 717 nucleotides long. The record is from the annotation of a GenBank genome assembly. Lineage: Eukaryota; Viridiplantae; Streptophyta; Magnoliopsida; Poales; Poaceae.
AUGGGGUCACGCCUUCGGGGCGCUCGCGUCGCCGCCUCUGCGCUCGCCGGCCAGGGUGCCCGCCAGGUCUUCCAUGCGCCAGGUGUGCCUGCGCCGCUAGCCAUGUGCCUGGCCGCGCGGAGGCCUCCGAGCCCCCGCGAAUCCGGCUCACAGAGUAGAUGGCGACGAGUUAGGGUUGGAAGCAGAGAGAGGAGAGGGUGGCGGGCUCCCGAGGGAGCUGGCGACAGGCGGCGCGAGCGGCGCAAGGGAGACGGGCGGCCCGCCGAGAUGCGUCGCGAGGCGAGCGGGCACUGCGGGAGACGGGCGUGCGGCGCGUCCGUGGCCUCUUUCUUGCGUGUGGGCUGUGGUUGGAGGCAGGGACAGGAUAAGUGUAAACCAGAACCUGAGGUCUAUGGCAACUGGAAUGCUCCUGAAGCAGUUACAACAGCUGCUGUCAUAUACUGCCUACGGUGCUUGGUGGAUGUUGAUAUACCGCUAAAUCAAGGCUGCCUAGCGCUUGUGAAGAUCCUCAUUCCUAAAGGCUCUUUCCUCUCACCAAGUGACAAGGCUGUUGUUGUUGGUGGCAAUGUGCUAACGUCUCAGAGAGUGACUGAUGUUAUCCUAAUGGCGUUUCAAGCCUGUGCCUGCUCUCAGGGCUGCAUGAACAAUUUGACCUUUGGGAACGCCUUUGGUUACUAUGAGACCAUUGGAGGUGGAUGUGGAGCUGGGCCAACCUAG